AGUGCUUCCAGGGAAGAUUAUAAAAAAUCCACGGAAAUGUCCAAUAUUAUUCCUCUCCGUGCGAUUCACUUUUUGUUGGGUUUUCCAGUGUUUUGAUUUUGUGAAAAAAUUCCUUUUGUGUGAAUCAAGAAAUCUUCCUGAAAACUUGUCUUUUUAGUUAAAUUCCACUUGAAAGAUGCCUCAGAACUUUCUUCCUUUAACCGAGGAACCACCCUUCAUUGGGGAUUGGGUGUGUGAGACAAAAUUGGGCAGUGGAGGAUUCGGAUUUGUGACUCUAUGGCGCAACAAAAAGACCAAAGAAGCAGUCGCUGUCAAGAAAUGCAGCCUCCUGACCACAAAUGACUCCAUUUCGGAGCGCCAGAAGGACCGAUGGGAGUAUGAGGUGAAACUGAUGACCACUAGCAUCAAGUGUGAUAAUAUUGUGAAGACGAUAGCGGUGUCGCAGGAGUUUCAGGAGGGACUUCUUAAGAAUAAUCCUUCAAAAUUGCCGGUACUGGUGAUGGAGUACUGUGAGGAGGGGGAUCUUAGGCGAGUUUUGACCAGGAAAAUUAACUGUAGUGGGUUACCGGAGGGUGAAGUGCGGGAGAUUCUGGCUGCACUGAGAAAAGCAAUAUCGUAUCUGCAUGAUCAGAAGAUAACACACAGGGACAUAAAGCCUGAGAAUAUUGUCCUCAAGAGGGAGAACAACAAGAUUAUUUACAAGUUGACGGACCUUGGAUAUGCCAAGAUGUUGGACAGACAAAGCCUUCAGGCCAGUCUCGUGGGGACUAUGGAAUAUCUGGCGCCAGAGUUGCUGCACAGCGAUAAAUACAGUUGCACGGUGGAUUACUGGUCCAUGGGAUUGAUUGCCUUUGAGAUUGUCUGCGGAUGUCGUCCCUUCUUACCAAAUGCCUCAAUGGCUCAGUGGAUGCUGAGAGUGAAGCAGAAGCGAUCAGAACAUCUCUGUAUUGUCGAGGAUCAGGAGGGAAAUGUCACCUAUCGGUCAGAAAUCUUUCCGGAAAAUCAAGUGAGCUCGUGCUUCAAGAAAAACCUCGAACAGUGGCUCCGGCUGGCUCUGGAAUGGAAUCCCAAGCAGAGAGGUUUUGUUUUUGAGAUUCCCGAAGCUUCAGGGAACGAGAGUGAGAAAUCGCAGAAAGGGAAAUCAGUUAAAUUUGCAGAAAAUCUUCCUGUGGAAGUCGACGAAGAAUCCCUGGUUGAAGUGAAACCUGGCCCAGUACAGGUCCUGAAGAUAUUUACGAUGCUCGAUGACAUCCUGGAGAAGAAGAUUCUAACCGUCUUCUCACUCUUCACGUACGAAUUCCUAAGCUAUGAGAUCAAUUCCCAGAACACUGUGGCAGAUUUGCGACUUUGGGUUUCUAACAGCACGAAAAUCCUUCCGGAAAGCCUCGAUUUUAUCCUUCCGAUCAGUCAGAGUCUCCAGAAUAUUCAGGAGGACACAAAACUAACCCAACUUUUCAUCAAGGAGGACUACAAGGACCCAAUGCUCUUUGUGAUGAAGAAGGGCAGUAUCCUGGAUAGCGAUGUCAAGCCCAAGAUUCCAGACUCCUUCAUUGGGGUCUUUGAAAUGCCCAAAACCAAGCUGAAGGUCCAAGUUCUUAAGCGCUUUGCCAGCAAUUCUUAUUACUUCGUGAGGAAUGAACAACUCCUCUACAGCACAACCAUCAACGGAAUCUAUAACUUUGCUCUCUGGCUCAAUGACCAGAUCACCAAGUUCAAGCCCAAUCUCAGUCAGAUGAUCGAGGGUGCUUUCGAACUCAAAGGACUCCUCAAGAUGCACGAGAACUCUCUCAGUCACACAAAAGAAAAAUUGCUGGAGAGAGAAAUGAUUUCAGUGUUGAGUGCUUCUUUCAUUUCCUGGCAAGAGUCCUAUGACAGGAUGCUCGGGAAUGCCAAUAAACUGAUUGAAGCUGCACGGAAAAUCUGGAUCAGGUACGAUUCCGUGCUCAAGAGGAGUAGGGAAGCGGUAAAGAAUAAAAUCUUCGAAGGAACCGAAGACAUUUUCAAUGCGAGUAUGUUGGACAAAUAUUACGACAAAAUUCGCUAUGAUAUCAUCGAGAAGAGGAUCACUGAGGAGUCUCACAAGGAUAUGCUCAGGAUUGUUUACAAGUGUCUCAAGGAUCGUGAUAAUAUUCUGCGCAAUCGGGACUUUAGCAAGUACCAGGAGUUUGUGCUGGGAAUUCAGCUGGAAAUGGAAGAGAUCCAAAAAGCUGUGGACAAGGCAGCUUCUCAAGCUUCCAUCUACCAGCGGGACGUGGUGAAGAUGAACUUUGAUCAUCAGGAGAACAUCUGGAAUUUGUUUGGGAAUGCGGAGAAUCGCAGAAUAAGUGACAAUAUUCCUGAUUUGGAGAGCAUGCUGCAGAGUCUUAAAGUGGAAAGUGGCGAGGGUAAGGGAUCAAGUGGAGGAUCUACUACUGAGGCAAAAAUGGGGGAUUCUAUUGUUGAUUCCCUGGGAAGCAUUUCAUCUUCGCAUUUGUGCUUCGGCGAGAAUCCGGAUACAAAAACUCUUUUGGAAGACAAUCAAUCACUGAUUUCUGCAUUGGAUCAUCUUCUGAAAGAUGGCUUGGGAGACCUUCUAACUGAUGCAACAGACGCCAAAUAAUUGCUACCCUGAGAUUGUGUCUAUUUUUAUUGCAAAUUGUCUAUUAAUCUAAGUACCUAAUAAUAAUUGGAUGAUGAUACCGAA
This is a messenger RNA of Phlebotomus papatasi, 2683 nucleotides long. RefSeq names its product inhibitor of nuclear factor kappa-B kinase subunit beta (gene IKKbeta). The transcript has 4 exons. Gene Ontology annotation, biological process: positive regulation of transcription by RNA polymerase II; peptidyl-serine phosphorylation; tumor necrosis factor-mediated signaling pathway. Lineage: Eukaryota; Metazoa; Arthropoda; Insecta; Diptera; Psychodidae. The coding region runs from base 176 to 2599 and encodes 807 amino acids. Gene Ontology annotation, molecular function: ATP binding; IkappaB kinase activity. The record is from RefSeq and is a predicted model, not a curated record. Gene Ontology annotation, cellular component: IkappaB kinase complex; cytoplasm.